AUGCCUCCUAAGAAAGCCGACCAGCCUAAGAAGAAGAAGGCCACCGUCGAUGACAAGACCUUUGGCAUGAAAAACAAAAAAGGUGGAAGCGCCAAGAGACAGAUUGCACAACUACAAACACAGGCGUCCCACAGUAAGACCGCCGAUGAGAAGCGGAAAGCAGCGGAGAAGGAGAAACGCGAGGCUGAGAAGCGGGCCUCUGAGCAGGCGAGGAAGGAUGCCCUCGAGCUGUUCAAGCCCGUCCAGGUGCAAAAGGUUCCCUUUGGUGUGGAUCCGAAGACGGUGCUUUGCAUGUUCUACAAGCAGGGCCACUGUGAGAAGGGUCGCAAGUGCAAGUUCAGUCACGACCUCAAUGUAGAGCGCAAGGCCGCAAAGAAGGAUCUUUACACCGAUUCUCGAGAGACGGAAGAGGAGAAGAAGAAGGUCGAUACCAUGGACCAGUGGGAUGAGGAGAAGCUUCGCAAGGUCGUCAUGAGCAAGCAGGGUAACCCACGGACGACGACUGACAAGGUCUGCAAAUACUUUAUCGAGGCAGUCGAGAACCAGAAGUACGGUUGGUUCUGGGUUUGUCCCAAUGGAGGUGACAAGUGCAUGUACAGACACAACUUACCGCCUGGAUUCAUUCUCAAGACGAAGGAACAAAGGGCGGAAGAAAAGGCCAUGAUGGACAAGUCGCCACUCAACACCUUGACCCUGGAAGACUGGCUCGAAAGCGAACGACACAAGCUCGUUGGAGAACUCACACCCGUCACGCCAGAGUCCUUCGCCAAAUGGAAGAAGGACCGUAUUGAUAAGAAGGCCGCCGAGGAACAAGCCCGCAAGGCUAAGGAGGAUACCGGAAGGUCACUGUUCGAGAGCGGCAACUGGCGGACCGAAGACAGCGAGCCCGAUUCGGACGAGGAAGACGAUGGAGCUUUCAACCUUGUCGCGUUACGGCGAGAGACCGAGAACAUCCAAACAAGGAAGGAAGAGGAGCGUCUGGCCAAGCUGCAUGGGCUCGACUUGGUCCCGGCAGUUGGGGGCGAAGAGUGA
This is a messenger RNA of Aspergillus puulaauensis, 1032 nucleotides long. Its product is annotated as translation machinery-associated protein TMA46. Gene Ontology annotation, cellular component: cytosol. The transcript is spliced from 4 exons. Gene Ontology annotation, molecular function: mRNA binding; metal ion binding. Gene Ontology annotation, biological process: cytoplasmic translation. NCBI's taxonomy places the organism in Eukaryota, Fungi, Ascomycota, Eurotiomycetes, Eurotiales, Aspergillaceae. Bases 1 to 1032 code for a protein of 343 amino acids. The record is from RefSeq and is a predicted model, not a curated record.